CUGACGGCGUGAGGCAGUGUUGCUCUGCACCGCUUGACUUGCUGUUGGAGGAAUGAAUAGCGAAAUUGAGGACCAGCUGCUUUAUGAUGCUCGGAACGGAAUUUUGGAGGAAGUCAAACAACUGUUGGAUCGGAGGAAAGUUGGGGAAAUGACUUUCAAUAUCAACUGCAAAGGCAGAAGCAAGUCUAACCUGGGUUGGACUCCCCUCCAUCUAGCUUGUUAUUUUGGUCAUAAACAUGUAGUGGAGGAACUCUUAAAGGCGGGUGUGGAUGUGAACGUAGCGAACGAUGUGGGAGACACUCCACUGCAUCGCGCAGCCUUCACAGGACGAAAGGAGCUGGUUAUGCUGCUCUUGCAGUGUGAUGCCGAUGCUGCAGUUAUAAACGGGGAUGGACAAACGGCACAGGCUGUCACACAGGAUGCAGAGAUUCGGUGCAUGCUUAAAGCUGCAGGAACAACGCAACAGCGAAAAUUAGAAGAACUCCUCUUAACUGCUGCAAGAGAGGGUGACACAGCAGAAAUCACAGCCUUGUUAAACAGGCCGAGCCCUGCAAGCGUCAACUGCACCGACAUGCUGGGAAAUACACCGUUACACUGCGCGGCUUAUCGAGGUCAAAAGCAGUGCGCUCUGAAGCUUCUGAAAUGUGGCGCUGACUGCAAUAUCAGGAACAAGAACAACCAAACCGCACUUGAUCUGGCUCAAGGAACAGAAAUGAAACAGAUACUUGAUGGGAAGCCCAAUAAGGGACCAUAUAAAGUGGUUCAACGAUUUGAAGGGCCUCUUUUCAAGCGUUCCCGAUUCUUCGGACUGAAUUUGCAUUGGGUGGUUUUAGAACGUGGGGUUCUGUCGUGGUUCCAGAACCAGUCUGACGCUCUGGCUGAUCUUCACCGCCAAGGUUGCAAGCAUUUAACGCAAGCAAUUUGUACGGUGAAAACGACUGACAGGAGCGUCUUUUCAGUCAAGUACUUCGACGACAGUAACCACAUCUUUAAAGUGCAUCCCAAAAAUGAACCAGAGCAGACGAGACAAAAAUGGUUGAAAGCCAUAGAAGAGCAUUCUGCUUACAGUACUCAUUACUGCUCCCAGGACCAGUUUACUGAUGACGAUGAUGAGGAUUUGGUGCCUGUUGGGAUUUUGCAGGACUCAUUUCAGACUGUACAAGCCUGCCAGCAGAAGCUGGAGAAGGAAGUUUCUGCCUUAUUGACCAUGGUGGAAGACUCUGAGGUUGCAAAAGCAAACAGUUCUGCAGAAGAUGUGCCUUCCUACCUUCCUGGAAAAGUAACAGAUUCAGAGUGUUUACUUAUCAGGAUACAAAACUACAUCCUGUGUGGGUUUACAGCAAUACAAGAUUCUGUACAAUCAAGACCCAUGGAUGAAAUCAUAACAGUGCGAAACCUGCGAUUGGAGCAGGAGCAAGAGAAAACUAAAAUACUUUCAGAAGCGCUACAGACACUGGCCUGUGAACAUCAUGAACUUGAACAGUCUUUAGUCAAAGGAUCCCCGCCCCAAAGUUUGCUUAGUGAUGAUGAAUUCUACGAUGCUCUUUCGGACUCUGACUCGGUGGACUCUUUGAGUGGAUUUGAGACUGUAACAAGCCAUUCAGCUGAGGACGAACCUGUCAACUGUAGCAAUAACGAAAGGUCAAAUAUGUCUGAGCAGGCAAACCAUGAUAGCAAGCAGCUACAAGCUAAUGGAAUCAAAAAAUACAGAUCAAGCUUGCCAGCUCCCAUGUUUUCAAGAAAUGAUUUUAGUAUUUGGAGCAUCCUGCGAAAGUGCAUUGGAAUGGAGCUAUCCAAGAUUGCUAUGCCGGUUAUAUUUAAUGAGCCACUUAGCUUUCUACAGCGACUUACAGAAUACAUGGAGCACACAUACCUCAUCCACAAAGCUAGUACUUCCUCCGAUUCAAUUGAGCGAAUGAAGAGUGUAGCGGCAUUUGCUGUUUCAGCUGUUGCCUCGCAGUGGGAAAGAACAGGGAAGCCAUUUAACCCGCUCCUUGGAGAAACAUAUGAGCUUGUUAGGGAGGAUAUGGGAUUCAGACUUGUCUCUGAACAAGUUAGCCACCACCCUCCGAUCAGUGCAUUCCACGCUGAAGGACUCAAAGAAGACUUUGUUUUCCAUGGAUCCAUUUAUCCCAAACUCAAAUUCUGGGGGAAAAGUGUGGAAGCGGAACCAAAAGGAAUCAUAACUCUGGAACUUAUCAAGCACAACGAAGCUUAUACUUGGACAAAUCCAACUUGCUGUGUACAUAACAUCAUAGUUGGCAAGCUUUGGAUUGAGCAAUAUGGAAAUGUUGAAAUAACUAAUCACAAAACUGGAGAGAAAUGCAUUCUGAACUUUAAGCCAUGUGGCCUUUUUGGUAAAGAGCUACACAAAGUUGAAGGUUAUAUUCAGGACAAAAGUAAGAAGAAGAUUUGUGCAAUAUAUGGGAAAUGGACAGAGUGUCUGUGGGCGGUCGAUCCGAAUACAUUUGACGCUUACAAAAAAAAUGACAAGAAAAAUACAGAAGAAAAGAAACCGAACAAAACGACAGCGGCUUCAGAGAAAGAGAAAGAAUCUGAUGAUGUUCCAAUGCCAGAUAGCUCCGAAAGUGUACAGGUUAUACCAGGAAGUCAUCUGCUGUGGCGGAUAGAACCUAGACCUUCAAACUCUGUGCAGAUGUACAAUUUUACCAACUUUGCCAUGUCACUGAAUGAGUUUGAUAAGGCAAUGGAGAGUGUUAUCCCUCCCACUGACUGUCGAUUACGACCUGACAUUAAAGCAAUGGAGAAUGGAGACAUAGAUUUAGCUAGUGAAGAAAAGAAGAGAUUAGAAGAAAAACAAAGAGCUGCUCGCAAACAACGAGCCAAGACAGAGGACGAAUGUAAAAACAAGUGGUUUCAUCAAGGCCCCAACCCUUACAUUGGUGCAGCUGACUGGCUCUACACAGGAGGCUACUGGGACAGAAAUUACUCUGACUGGCCUGACAUUUAUUGAGUCAGCAAACACAUCGUGCACCACUGGGUACCAUGAGCACCUUUCAGGACAGAUUUUCGUAGUUCAACUAUUUGUUUUGUUAGGUCCAUUAGUUGGUACAUUUCUUUACAGUUCAACCUCAACCAAUACAAAUUUACUUCUAAUUUGUUUCUUUCAACACGAACAUUCUUUUUUAAGCAACAGAGUAUGUAUUGAGAAGUCUCUUUAAUGGGAACACCACUUUGGUGAACCUGUUUUCCCUUUUCCAACUGUUCCAGUUAAUAACCUGUCAUGUAUAUGUGGCCAAGAGCUCAACUCAUGAACCCAUCCUUAACGAUUAUUUUGUAAAAGUGACCCAUUGAGCCCAUUGAGUUCCUUGGGCCAUUUUAUUGCAUGGUAUUAACAAGUUAAGCUAAUUCAACUCAAUCAUGCAGCUGUACUUAAUGUUCCUUGACAACCUAAUUAUCAUUCAUCACAAUGUUAUAGUAUUUCAUGAAACAUGUAAGUUCAACCAAUUUUGCUUUUGAUGUGAUCCAUUGAUAACAACUGUUGUUACAAUAGUAACUUCCAACAAAACUGAGCUAUAAACAGUAUUUUCCCUAUAAGUCAUAGCAAUUGGAAUAAUUAAGUGCUUAAGAACAGUACUCAUUAAUUGGCAUACACUAAAAAAUAGCAUUACUUGUUUAAUUAUCUCAAUAUAGCUGAAAAAGGGUACUCCAUUAUCACUUAGGAAAUAUUGAUGGAAGGAGUACUUUACCUCCUAUUAUGCUCUGAGUGUACAACAUGUUCCAUCUUUAAACUUAUUUAGAAUUGGUUAUCUUAGCACUCCAUUACUUGCAGAUUUAGUCUUUUCUAUUGUGUGUUUGAGUUAAGUUUGACUUGUCAUGUAGUGACUAAGUGAUCUGAUUUAUUCAGGGAUUGCAAAGCCAUGAUAUAAGCCUUGCAAACCUGGUUUGAAAAACUGUAUAGCUAAAGUGUAAAAGUUCUGUAAUUAUUUGUACAGUAUAUCAGAACUUAAGUUCCUAAAAUUUUAAACUUUAAAAGAAGCUGGUUAAAUAUGUUAAAGCUACAAUGCUCAAAAUUAAAUUGUGACUUGUACUUGUGUGAAGUACAUUAAUUUUGGGGGAAAAUCUCCCAUUUUAACACACAAAAUUCCCGAUACUUUAAAUUUGCAAUCGAUCUGAUCCAUUGUGGCGAUGCCCAAAUGUGAAGUAGGUACCUAACUGGCAGAAAACGUUGUUGUGGCUGAUUGUCUCCAAACAAAUUGGGUGAUCUACAACAUUGAUUUUUAAUGUGAGAUAGCCAAUACAUUACCAUUUAAAAUACAAUUUUGUUUCUGAUAAUGAAUACACUUGAAUCACAUUUCAUCAUUGUGAUGCAUUGCAAUAGGAAAUAAAGCAGGGUUCAGUGUAUCUUUCACUGGAUUGGAUUGGUUGCACAUUCUGUGUGUUACUGUCUGUUCAUUUAGAAGGCCUUCAUCUCUCUCCCUUUCCACUAAAGAUUGAACAAUGGGAAAGCAUCUGAAUUAAUUUAGAGUCCUUCUGUAUUGUUUCUUUACAACAUCCCCCUUUAUAGGGGCGGUGCAUUGAAUUAAAUCUAUAAGUGUGUAUUUCUAGGCACAUACUGCAGCUUAGAAGUAGAGUGACAUAAUGGAAUUUUAACCUCCGUUUCAUCAUUUAAUGUAAGUACAUCAAAUGAGUUAUAUUGCUGCUAAAUAAAGGCAUUACAAAAUCCGUA
Callorhinchus milii (elephant shark) is the source of this 4690-nucleotide messenger RNA. RefSeq names its product oxysterol binding protein-like 1A (gene osbpl1a). Gene Ontology annotation, cellular component: membrane; cytosol; intracellular membrane-bounded organelle. Lineage: Eukaryota; Metazoa; Chordata; Chondrichthyes; Chimaeriformes; Callorhinchidae. The record is from RefSeq and is a predicted model, not a curated record. Gene Ontology annotation, molecular function: protein binding; cholesterol binding. The coding region runs from base 53 to 2974 and encodes 973 amino acids. The transcript is spliced from 29 exons.